Molecule: messenger RNA, 4788 nt
Organism: Penicillium verhagenii
Lineage: Eukaryota; Fungi; Ascomycota; Eurotiomycetes; Eurotiales; Aspergillaceae
Exons: 4
Coding region: 1-4788 (1595 amino acids)
Biological process (GO): nucleoside metabolic process
Molecular function (GO): catalytic activity; protein binding
Source: RefSeq, a predicted model, not a curated record
AUGAAUCCACCUCAGCAACGAGACCCAAAUUCAACCCAUUCCUACACAGUAGCAUGGAUCUGUGCCCUGGAAGAAGAGUAUUUCUGUGCAUCUCGUAUGCUUGACGAAGAAUUUGACGGGCCGAAGAUAAUCGAAGACAAUGACGAUAACACAUACAUCUACGGUCGUGUUGCACAACACUUGGUGGUCAUCGGUUGCCUUCCAGCGGGGCAGUAUGGCACCAACUCUGCGGCUCGUGUCGCCCGAGAUAUGGUUCGGACCUUUCCACACCUACGAUUCGCCUUGAUGGUUGGAAUUGGAGGCGGCGCACCGACUACGCAGAAUGAUAUCCGAUUAGGAGAUGUUGUUGUCAGUCAGCCACAUGGGUUUCUCGGUGGAGUGGUACAAUACGAUCUGGGGAAGCUGAAGGAUGGUAGGUUUGAGAAGACAGGUCAACUAAACGCGCCACCAAAACUUCUAGGUGUGAUUCCUGAGAUGCGCAGACUGUACAAUGACAAAAGGAAGCCAGAUAGACUAGCAGAGCAUCUCCUGCGUCUCGAGGAUAUGGAAGAUUACCAACGACCGGCCGUUGAUCGGCUCUAUAUGACAAACUAUCCACACAAGGACGGACAGAAAUGCGAUAAAUGUGAUUCUCGCUCAAUAAUCAACCGUCCAGAGCGCCAGAAUCAUCGUGCACUUUACGUUCAUUACGGAAACAUUGCAUCGGGAAAUCUUGUUCUCAAAGACGCUGCUGUGCGAGAUGAAUAUGCAAAUGACCCGGCGCUCAACAUCCUCUGCUUUGAGAUGGAGGCUGCAGGCCUCAUGAAUAAUGUCCCGUGUUUAGUUAUUCGCGGAAUCUGUGAUUACUGUGACUCGCAUAAGAACGAUGAUUGGCAUAAAUAUGCUGCACUUGUUGCUGCUGCGUAUGCCCGAGAGCUACUGCACGUUUUGCGACCGCAACGUGUGGAUGCCAUGUCACCUUGGGCUGAGCAAGUGACUCAAAAACUUGAGCAAGUUCAGCAGGAGCUGACAAGUCUCAGUGAUACCCAAAGCGCAGUCUUAACAGGCAUUGAAAGAUUGGACCUAAAGUUUGACUGGGGGAAAGUGACAGCUCAGGGAGCGGCAUUUGACUCUUAUGCGAACCAACAUGAAGAUUUAUGUCUUCCGGGUACUAGAACAGACCUUCUUCGACAAGUUCUAGACUGGGUCAAGUCACCAAACGGGAAAUGCAUGUUUUGGUUGAAUGGUAGAGCAGGCACUGGUAAAUCAACAAUCUCACGAUCAGUGACGACAAUGCUUAAUGAUACCAGUUUACUGGGGGCUAGUUUCUUCUUCAAACGGGGUGAGAGUGAUCGCGGCAGUGCAAAGAGGCUUUUCCCGACUAUUGCAAGCCAGCUUCUCAAGACCAUUCCUCGUCUUGUCCCUGGUGUGCAGAAAGCAGUCAAUGAAGACUCGGAUAUUUCAGCAAAGGGUCUCAAACAACAGUUUGACAGACUGCUUUUACAACCACUGUUGGCUUUGGAUUCAUCUGCCUACCCAGUCUCAACUGUGGCGAUAGUGAUAGAUGCGCUUGAUGAGUGUGAUGCCGAUGAUGACAUGCGGCUUAUACUUCAGCUUCUCCCACGUUUACAGGAGUCAAAGGCCGUGCGCUUGAAAGUGUUCUUGACUAGUAGGCCUGAGUGGUCUAUCUUUCAAGAAUUCAGAAAGAUCAUAUAUGAAGAUGUGAUCCUUCAUCAGAUCCCCGAGCCUGUGAUACAGCAUGAUAUAUCUUUGUUCUUGAAGCACCGGCUAGUAAAGAUACGGCAAACACGUUCUUUGUCUUUUGACUGGCCUGGAGAUUCCGAACUCCAAAAGUUGGUCCGCUUGUCAACUCCAUUGUUUAUCUUCGCCGCUACUAUUUGCCGACUACUCGAGGACCCGCACUGGAGUCCGAUAGAAACCCUGAUUGAAGUCCUCUCUUAUCAGGGUUAUGGCUCGCAGCUUAUGGGCACAUAUCUCCCUGUGCUGAAUAGUCUUCUCAAGGGACAAACUAAGCAACAAAAAAACAAGCUUGUUGAACAAUAUCAAGAGAUUUUUGGUACUAUUGCAUUGCUUGAGACCCCACUUUCCAUCGUCUCACUCUCAAAACUGCUCGGUGUCUCUGAGAAGCACAUUCAACAAAGACUCGGCUUACUGCACUCGGUUUUGGAUAUUCCAGAAGACUUCAUCUCACCAGUGCGACUGUUUCAUAUCUCAUUUCGAGAUUUUCUUUUUGAUCCCCACACUUGUGAGGCAACGCCGCUGUGGAUAGAUGAAAAGAAAGCGCACUUCAGGCUGGCUAAUAAAUGCCUCCUUUUAUGUGAAAAGCUGAAAAAGAACAUAUGCGAACUCCCAAAUGACAGAGUACAGCGUGUGGAGAUUGAUCAACAGACAAUAGAUGACUGCCUUUCACCGGAAUUGCAAUAUGCUUGCAGGUAUUGGGCUCAUCACCUGAUAUCGAGUAAAGAUCACUGCAUGGUGGAAAAAACGCUCUCAUUUUUGAAGAAACACUAUUUACACUGGAUUGAAGCAAUGGGUAUCCUGUGUCGUGUCUCUGAUGUUUUGGAUAUUCUUAAUUCUUUGCAGAAAGCCACAAAUGAAAUGGUGAAUUCCCAGCUUUACAAAUUCCUAUAUGAUGCGAAGCGCUUUAUCAUGAAGAAUUACCGAAUGGCGAGUGAUAUACCACUCCAAAUUUACAGCUCAGGGCUUGUCUUUGCACCCCAGAAAUCGAUAGUGCGCAAAAUCUUUGAGAAGGAAAUUCCCAAUUGGAUAUGUCAGCUUCCACUAGUUGACGAAUCCUGGAGCUCAUUAUUGCAGAUUCUUGAGGACGAUUCACGGACAUGUGAUGCAUUGGCAUUUUUGCCCGACGGCAGACUCGUCUCUGGCGAUGGUGAGAAAAUCACAAUCUGGGACGUAACGACUAGUUCCAUCCAACGGACUUUGAAUAGCCAUCUAUCUUAUGUCCGAGCAAUGGCAUCCCCAUUUCAUGGCCAGCUAUUAGCUUCCAAUUCUGAGAUUGAGACAACCUCGCUCUGGAACACGGUGACCCUGCGGAAGACGCUCGAUGGCUUUCCAGAUGUGACCUUGGCUGCAGUCUCGCCUGAUGGUCGGCUAUUGGCAUUUGUCUUGGGUGAAUGGAAGCUCCGGAUUUUGGAUAUAGUAACUGGUGAUAUACUAAAUAUUCAGACUCCUUGGUUUGAGGCUAAAUUUAGGCCAAUUGCAAGGCCUAGAGGCAUCCACUCAAUAGCAUUUUCGCCUAAUGGCCAGCAACUAGCAUCUGGCGCCGGUCCUUGUACGAUACACCUCUGGGACACAGUCACUGGCACCCUACAACGCACUCUUGAUACCUGUGGGAUCUGGGUUUCUUUAUUAAAAUUCUCACCUAGCGGCCGGCAACUAGCGACCGCCUGUGAAUAUUAUGAUCACAGUAUCUUGGUCUGGGACACAGCCACUGGGAUCUUAGAACAGACACUGAAAGGAGAAGACAGGCUCAGGGCUGAUUCAGUGGCAAUUUCACCCAAUGGCCGAUUACUUGCGUCCGGCCACAAUUAUUGGAAAAUCCGGCUCUGGGAUAUAGCGAGUGGCAUUAUACGACAGACUAUCAAGGGAUAUUCAACAGGGCAUGUUUUCUCGCUGGCAUUCUCGCCCGAUAGCCGGCUACUAGCAUCCGGCUCUGAGAAAAUCCUCCUCUGGGAUAUUUCAGUUGAUGUCCGAUACCAUAGUUUGCAAAGCUAUCGUCCAGGGCCAAGGUGGAUGGCAUUCUCGGCCGACGGUCGGUAUCUAGCAACACUCUCUGAGGAUAGCGAAACCAAGCUCUGGGAAACAAAAACUGGUUGUUUAUUACACACUCUAAAAAGUGGUCGGCCAGGAGUGGUUUCAUCGGUGGCAUUCUCGCCUAAUAGCCAACUCUUGGUAGUCAACAUGGGAGAGGAAGGUGGCAUUCGAGUCUGGGAAAUAGCAACCGGUACCGUACUACACACAUUCAGAGAUACUGGGUCAAUUCUUCGAUCCUCUACAUUCUCGCCUGAUAGCAAGCUGCUAGCUACAGGUCCGUAUGAGGGUCAACUCGACCUCUAUAACCCGGAGACCGGUGUUCUACAAGAGACGCUCGGUCUUUCGGGAAAGCUUUCGUCGGCGGUAUUUUCACACGACGGCCGGUUGCUAGCAGCCUGUGAUGAGCAUUGUUCAAUCAACAUUUGGACUCUAGGCACUCCUAAAAGUACUGUGAAAUAUUCGUUUGAAGGAAAUUUAGGAUUGCUUUGGUCCGUGGUGUUCUCAUCUGAUAGUAGGAUGCUCGUGUCCAGCUCUGCUGAUGGUGAUAUCAAACUCUGGGACAUGGCCACCGGCACCUUGCAACAAACACUCAAGGGACAUGAGCGUAUGGUCUGGUCCGUGGCGUUGUCACCCGACGAUCAGUUACUGGCGUCCAACUCUAGUGAUUCUACGAUCCAGCUCUGGGACACCAAGACAGGCAACCUACUGCAGACCUUACGACGCGACGAUUUUAGAUACCCCCUUGAAUUUUCAAAUGAUGGUUUAAUCCUCAACACUGGUCAAGAAUCCAUCUAUGUCCAAUCCCUCAUCGAAGGGAUUCAUUUCUCCUCACAAAAAAGUUCAUCAAGUACAAACAUGACAAUUCUAGAGGAAUGGGACUGGAUAUUCUUGGACGGGGGCAAAGCGUUAUGGCUUCCCCCCGAGGCUCGGCCAUCUUGUUCGGCAAUCAAGGAUAACAAAAUUGCUUUGGCAAAUAACUCAGGUCGGGUUUUUUUCAUCGGCUUUCGGAUGCAAUAG